AUGGCUAAGCCAACAAGUGCAACUCCAUUUAAAAUUCGUGAGAGUACACGAUUUUAUCCUUACUUUAAGGAUUGCAUUGGAGUUAUGGAAGGUACACAUAUCCCAGCAAUGGUAGAGAAAAGAAAUGCAGCCGUUUAUCGGAAUCGACAUGGAAUUACAUCUCAAAAUGUUUUAGCGGUUUGUAACUUCGACUUGGAGUUCAUAUACGUGCUCAGUGGAUGGGAAGGGUCUGCUCAUGAUUCGGAAAUACUUAACGACGCAAUGACAAAAAGAAAUGGACUGAAAAUACCGCAAGAAUGCCGUUCAGAUGAGUUUCCGGUUGAGGAAGAGGAAGAUAGCCAUCCAUCAACGCUUGUAAGUGACGAUGAAAUUUUGACACAACAAACUCAAGAACAACAACGUCAAGAAGCUAAUGCAUGGAGAAAGAGUAUAGCGGAUGAU
Molecule: messenger RNA, 441 nt
Organism: Papaver somniferum (opium poppy)
Lineage: Eukaryota; Viridiplantae; Streptophyta; Magnoliopsida; Ranunculales; Papaveraceae
Exons: 2
Source: RefSeq, a predicted model, not a curated record